Talaromyces proteolyticus is the source of this 1815-nucleotide messenger RNA. Its product is annotated as putative sphingosine kinase. Lineage: Eukaryota; Fungi; Ascomycota; Eurotiomycetes; Eurotiales; Trichocomaceae. The coding region runs from base 211 to 1722 and encodes 503 amino acids. The record is from RefSeq and is a predicted model, not a curated record. Gene Ontology annotation, cellular component: intracellular membrane-bounded organelle; cytoplasm; membrane. Gene Ontology annotation, biological process: sphingosine biosynthetic process. The transcript has 3 exons.
GCGACUCGGCUGCAGGGGACCCAUAUUUCAGAGUUAUUCCAACACUGCCGAGCACAGGCAGACACUUAUCUAGACUGACUCCGUACCUGUCAUCCUUUCUUUGUCGCUAUUACGCGCGCAUUUGAAGCGUGUCCUACUUUUCAUCCGAUCAGAGUCACUCUAUCCUUCCAUAUUAUUACGCAGUAUGAUUUGUAUUGUGCAAUAGAUACCAUGUCUACUGAGAAUCCGACGCAAAAGUCGCCUAAUAUAGCCGACUCUUUGGCUGCGACCUCUGCUGCGGAAACAUUCAACCCCAAUUAUGUCCUUGACGUUGGGAAUAACAUCACCUUGACCCUCGGAGCAGAUACGCUUCUUAUACAAGAUCCCAAAAUUGUGAAGAAUAUAAGGUUUUGCGGCCUAAGAACAACCGAGUCUACCGCAUCCCAAGAAAUUCCUUUCUACAAUAUCCUCGCCGUCGAUGCUUCCGAUUCAACUCUGACUAUAAAAUACGCGAGGCUGAUUUUAAAAGACGACUAUACCCCCAGCACACUACAAUAUGUUCUUCAUGGCGACGCGGCAAGAGCAGAACCUUGGAUAGAGCGAUUAUUGGAACUCGCUUACGGCGAUGCACAACGAAACAAGAGGUUGCGCGUCUUGAUCAAUCCUUAUGGCGGCAAAGGAUACGCCAAAGACUUAUAUACUGAAUAUGCAGCGCCCAUGUUCGAGGCUGCUGGCUGCACGACUGAUUUGGAGACGACGACUCACACUGGCCACGCUACAGAGAUCUCCGAAAAUAUAGACAUUGACGCAUAUGAUGCAAUCGUUUGUUGUUCCGGAGACGGUCUGCCGUAUGAAGUCUUAAAUGGGCUGGCAAAGAAACCGAAUGCCUCCGAAGCGCUCACGAGGAUUGCAGUUGUGAUGCUUCCAUGUGGUUCCGGGAAUGCCUUGGCCUGGAAUCUUUUUGGUACUAACAGUGUCAGCUCGGUAGCUCUGGGCAUUAUUAAAGGUUUGCGGACUCCUAUGGAUCUAACGUCGAUUACUCAACAUAAUGCUCGAACAUUGUCUUUCCUGUCUCAGUCGUAUGGAAUAAUCGCCGAGUCAGAUUUGGGAACCGACCACUUGCGUUGGAUGGGUGCUGCUCGCUUCACUUAUGGCUUCUUGGUUCGUUUGAUUGGUCAAAUUACAUACCCAUGCGACUUGGCUUUCAAGGUUGAGAUAGACCAGAAAGACAAGAUCAAAGAACAUUAUUAUGCAUAUAAGAACAAAAAGCCGGAACUUAGGCCGGUUGGUCCUGGCGAUCAGACCGGUAAGGGUUUGCCCUCGCUCAAAUACGGUACUAUCGAUGAUGAGUUACCUAGUGAUUGGGAGAAGCUGUCGACGGACACGUUGGGCAACUUUUACGCGGGGAACAUGGCUAUUAUGUCCGCGGAUAUCAACUUUUUCCCAGCCUCACUUCCUAAUGAUGGGAUGAUAGAUCUCGUUAUGAUUGAUGGAAAAGCCGGUCGGUUGAAGGCGUUAUCUAUGAUGACUGCGGUCGAAAACGGCGCUCACUUCGACUACCCUGAAGUAGUAGCCCGUAAAGUUACCGGCUACCGCCUUGUUCCAAGGAAUCGUGACGACGGCUACAUUAGUGUUGAUGGUGAACGAAUCCCGUUCGCACCUUUUCAAGUAGAGGUACACCAAGGACUGGGUACGGUGCUUUCGAAGUCAGGACAUUUAUAUGAAGCGCAAGGGCCUAGUUGAAUGGGAGGCAACUUUUCUGUGUCGAUUUCAUGUCUUGUAUACAUUCCCUUGCAUGAUACCCAUACUCAAGAUAUUCCUUACCCAAGUCAUAGG